AUGUAUGAAGGCAAACACAUACAUUUCUCAGAGGUGGACAAUAAGCCCUUGUGCUCGUACAGCCCAAAGCUCUGCAAGCAACGCAGACUCAAUGGCUACGCUUUCUGCAUACGGCACGUUCUGGAAGACAAGACCGCCCCCUUCAAGCAGUGUGAAUAUGUGGCCAAGUACAACAGCCAGCGGUGUACCAACCCCAUCCCGAAGUCCGAGGAUCGCAGGUACUGCAACAGCCACCUGCAGGUCCUCGGCUUCAUCCCCAAGAAGGAGCGCAAGAAGAAACACGACACUUUGGAAGAAAUGCGUUCGCGGGCUCACCUGGACUCGGUGGCCCUCAACAUCACGGUGCCCUCUUUACCUUUAGCUUCCAACGGUCUAAACAAACAUCCGCCAUCGCCGCCCUGCACGCGCCUGCUCGCCCUUCCCGAUGGGGAACUCCUGGAUCCGUUCGCCUUCUACGAGGAUGACACGGACGGGGAGGAGAUGGGUCCCCCUCGGAAAAGCAACGCCAUCAAGAAGAAAUUACAGAGCCGGCUGGUGCUGAACCAGAAAAUCUGCCAGGACGCGGCGGACCGUUUCCAGACACCUGAGCACUUUAAUCCCUCCCUUGUCCCCCGCGUCCACCCCUCGUCGCCGCUCACCACGCAACCCCCACGGCAGCAGUCAGGUCUUCUCCAGCCGCCCCCUCAGCAGGGUCUAUUAUGCAAUCCAGCACCACCUCAGACGGUCAACUUUAUGCCUCCUGGGAUCGCCGUCAGCGCAUCAGCCAAUCCUGCGCAGCCACCGGGUCCGUCACUAAGCAGGAAAACACCUUUGGCUUCCAAUCACACGCUGGUCAUGCGACCCAGCUCCUACUCGCCGUCACCUCGCUGCCUGGCCAGGUUGCAGCAUCUGGUGCAGCUUUGUGCCAAGAGACACCGAGAAUACGGAGACCUCUUUCCUCAUUUAGGUCUGGACUGGUCGGAGGACAGCGCCGAUAAUGACGACGACGAUGAAGAAGUUGAAGCCGAGAGAUUCGUUCCUGGCCUGAGCACUUGGAGACCGCAGAACGGUUUGGAGGACGACGCUGGCUCGGCGCGGAGAGCGCGACUGCUGAGGCUUUGCUCGUACCUGCAGCACAAGUACAAGCACAUGUGCAGGCAGGAGAGGGCGAGUAUCCGCCAAAGGAGGUACCGCUACGCCUUCCGCAAAGCCUUGGUGCACGCCGCCAGUAAGAACCCGGACUGUGCCGGGCAGCUCAUCCAGGAGUUGCGCGGUUCCUCUCAAAGCCCUUCAAGUUCUGGAUCAGAACGCCACCACAGUGAAGCAGCCACAAAAGCGCCCAACACAGACGCAGGGACGUGUACGGGUAGCACUCGAGGCCAACGCUGCGACAACAGAGCGCUGCCUUUCACCAAACACUGUUUUCAGCACAUUCUGUUGAAUCGCUCGCAGCAGCUAUUUGCAAGCUGCACAGCCAAGUUCGCAGACGGUCAGCAGUGCUCCGUUCCUGUGUUCGACAUCACGCAUCAGACGCCACUCUGUGAAGAGCAUGCCAAAAAAAUGGAUAAUUUCCUACGCGGGGACUGCAAUCGGCGAGUGCACCACCACCACCACCACCAUCAUCAUCACCACCACCACCAGCAGCAACAGCACCAACGUAAGCCGCGCAAAAAGACCAAACCGCCGGCACUCACCAAAAAACACAAGAAGAAGAGGAGAGUGCCGCGGCGGCCGCAGAAACCCAUUCCUCCCGCGUUGCCUCAGGGGUAUCUGGGAAUGCCGGCUAUGAGCCUAGCGAUGUCCACCCAGGCCAGCAUCAGGAGCCCCUCGACUCCAGAACUGAGUACGGACGAACUUCCGGAUGACAUCACCAAUGAAAUGGAAGACAUUCCAAACGACCUCGAGCUCAAUCAGGAGGAUUUUUCUGAUGUUCUACCGAGACUGCCUGAUGAUCUUCAGGAUUUCGACUUGUUUGAAGGCAAGAACGGAGAGUUGCUACCCACCACAGAGGAGGCUGAGGAGCUGGUGCGUGCCCUGCAGGCCAUGGGGUCCUAUCCGGACUCUCUCGUGUGCCUGACCUCCAUAGGAGACCUCAACCCAUCAGAAGGAGUGGACCACCGAGCCAUGGCGGUCUUUCCCGGUGCAGUCCAGCCGGGUGGCAUGGGGGAUAUCCUCCACAGUCGCCUCCAGACGGAGAACUUUGCUAGCCUGGAGCUGGAGGAGAACAUACUGCAAUCCGCCGCGAGUCACUUUCCCCCCUCGCCGCCAUCUCGGCCCACGGACCUGCCUCAAACGUCAGCUGCCGCCGCUGCCUUGGUUGCACCCCCGACUGGCUCCCUGGCCACUCAGGCCCCCGAGCGGACGUUCACCCGCACGCGGCCCCCUCACAUCCUGGCCAAGUCGGACGUGGCGGCGGUGGCGGCAUCCCCCUACAGCGACCAAAUACCCUCACCCCAAGCCGGCCCCUUCCAGACAGAUGCCCCUCUCCUGCUAGAACCCCCGCGCUCAUCGUGGAACAACCUUCCCCUCGCCGACCCGGCGCAGUUCGGGAAUCUCAUAGCGUCGGAAAGUCAUCUCAUAUCCACGUCGCUAUCCACCCCCCCUUCCGGCAGCCACUCGGUCAACUCUGUGACGCUGCAGCCUCUGGCCGCGCUCUCGGCCCUGCCUCAGAGCGGCCUGACGGGCUUGACCGCGCCCUCGGCCCCCGCUUGCUCGUCCCCGCACGAUCCCCUGACUUCCUUGCAGCCCAAACAGCAGCUCCCGCAGUUCAGCGCGGCCUUCGGUCACCAGUUGGCCUCGCACAGUGGCAUCCCCAACGACCUGCAGCCCAGCCACAGCUCCACGGCGCCUCCCGCCGGCUUCUCCAUAGUUAGUGCCACCACUGCAAGUGCCAAUGGUGCCUCCGCCCCUUUCACGCAAAGUAACUGAGCGCAGGCGACGACGGAAAGCUGUCAUUCAUACGCCAUCCUCCAUAUCUCGUUCAAGGUCCAUGGUGGAUAUCGAGAGUCUACUAGGUAACAUCUAGUGCUUUGCUGGUAGUACUAGCAAGGCACAGAUGUCAACUAGUGCACAAAUUCGCUUCACUAGGAAAAUGUCAGUGUCCUACAAGUGAGAUUUACUUUGCACCGGCGACGGCACACCCUGAGCCUUUGACUAAAUGCGGUAAUGGUGCACACAUUGGAUCAUGAUUUUGCACAACGCCAAGGGGUCUCAAAGACGUUGACGGAAGUACCUUGACUUAUAAGCUAGUUAGCAUUGAAUACCAUGUCAACUAGUGUAAUUUUGCCUCACUUGUGACAUCCGGGUCAUGAGAACAAAAAGCUUUCUCGCGAGCACAUGCACCUUAAGACGGAUAUCUAUUAAAUGCUCAAAUGGGUUUACGGAAAGCCGUUUGAGCAUUUUCUUGCGGUUAGACUAGUUGUCUAGAAGUGGCGCUACUCGUGGAAAGACGGUUGUUCUACUAGGUGUGCCAAUUUGUAUUACAAGUGAGGUUCGAAGUGUAUUAGUGCAUGAAUCUGGAUAGUUGGAAAUCAAGGAGUUUCAAAUUAAGCUCGCAAGUCAAGGUACUGCUGCAUGUGGGUUUUGGUGCACUUGUUUGAUUUUGUACGUUAGUCAAAGAUUAGAAGUGAAGCUGACAGAUGUGGCUGAAUCCCCAAAAACUUUUUCCCCCUUUCAAUCCUGAACAAGUCCCUCUCGCCUUUUGGUCAGCUGGCCACUGCAUCGUUUUCAUGUCCCACCUGUUUCAUACACUGCUUGUUUAAAACAAACAAACAAAAAAACGUAUAUAGACACAGUCACCCAAAUACUUUUAAAGCUGUUUUUAUAUUCUGUGUAUGCUGUAUAUGUGCUCAUUUAUCGGUUUGCGCAGAUUUUUCAAAUAAAUCUCUGACCUCACUGUCGGCUGUGCGACCCACUUCACAAAAGGUUUUUAAAUACUAAAGCAAUAAAUACAUUGACGCCAGUGUUGCUGAUAUUCGAGUGGUUCCAUGUAGCUUCGCCUGGUGAGUCCAGUGUGAUAACAGUCGCAGGGACUUUAAUGUCAAAUUUCCGAGGUGCUGACUGCUCCUUUAACUCUCUGCUGAUUUUUAGAUCUCUUUGAACGUUCAAGGGUGUUCAGACUGCGGCCUGGGGGCCACUUCUGGCCAGCCGUACAUUUUUUAUGCGAAGACAAAGAAACUUUUAACACUUAAAAAUUGUAAAAAAAAAAAAAAAUCUCUUUAUAACUCUCCAGUGCAAUAAAGAUAAUUUAGUUUCAGAAGCAAAAAAAAAGCCUCACUCCAAUUUCCAAUCUAUAUUAAAAUCUGAAUACCGUUUUUAGAUGAGUAGAGGCACAUUUAUUAAAAAAUGUUCCCACUUUUCCUUAAACUAUUGUAUUUGCAUUAUCUUUAUUAUGAAGCUGUGAGGUAGAAAUUUUCCAAAAUGAAUCAAAUUGCAAUUGUUUUUAGCAUUUUAAGAAUUGCAAAGUGGCCCUCUGAGGACAAGUUUGAACACCUUUGCGUCACAUCUGCAUUAAGACUUCUCAUUUGUCUCUCACCAGGGAACUGUAGCACAGUGCCAUUACUUGGGGUGUUUAAGAGGACUCGGUCAGUUUUUAAGCAUUUUUUGUCGGGGUGAAUGAUCAGGAUUUUAAAUGAAGGAAAAUAACAGUUGGGCAAUUCUGGUGAGGCAUUGUUGCGUAUUGGGUGUAUACCGUUAACGGGCUAUUGUCAGUGAAUUAUUGAGUAGCAAAUGGGCAGAAAUAGUCACUUGCGAUGUGUUCAGUGGAACGUGUAGAGUGUAGAACAAGUCUCAUGUUUUUAAAAUUGGUGAUCAAACGGGUUGUAAAAGCUCUCUGUUUGCUGUGUAUGUUGUCAUGUUAAGUAGUCCAAGAAUAUUUUUUUAAUAGCUAUCAAAACCCCAGAAGAGACUUGGUGCAUAUGAAAAGGUAUCGAAACAGGAAUCUAUUCAUCCCCCCCCUAAUAUUUAGCGGACGGACGGACGUAGUUCAAGGUGGAUUUGCACAGAAGUUAAAGGAUUUAAGCCUGCCGUGUGUGUCACUGCAUGUCUGUUCUGACGUGGUUUUUUUUUUUUUUUUAUUAAUAUAUACAUUUCCAUUUUUGCUUGCUCGUUAGCAACUCUUCACGCUCAUCGCCAGUUUCCAGCUGUGAGAAGGCCCAGUUCCUUCUCCUUUCCAAAGAGAACACACAUCAUUGUAGCUCCACCACAAACGCCUGCAGUGUUAUUACAUUAAGUGGAGAAAAACCUAUCGUAUCUAUAUAUAUUAUAUUUGGAUUGUUUCUUUGCCAGCUAAACAAGGUAAUUUUGCUGUAUUCUAUCCACAUUUAGCAUGAGUAGUCGCCACGCCCAAUUCACCCGACAUGAUGUAGAACAAAAACAAACAGGGCUCGUAGGCACCCGAUCGCUUGCAUUCAAAGAUGGCUGACAAAUUCCAUAUUCAUUGAAUGUACCGUCUUUUGGUUUUGAAAGCUAGGACGAGCGCAAAUCUAGUCACCUUUUGUUAACGCUCCUUGUUUUGUCUAAGGUAUUUUUUGUAUACAAAAGGUUUACAUUUUUAUGUCUAUUUUUCUUGUGUACAAGUUAUGUAAUAUGUGUACAAACACUGUAUGUAAUAUCUGUAUAUAGUGUGACAAAUUUGAUCUUUUGUUUUUGGAUGUAUAAAUAAAACUUGCUGUGAGGUAUUUGCUGACAAAGAAAUGAUGGAGUUUUUUUUUUUUUUUUUACCUAAUCUUAUUUACAGAUUAAUUGAUCCACUGUACCACAUAAUUUGAUGUUUUGCUAAAGCCAAUCAAGUUCCCUUAAUUUUCUUAACUCUAAAAACUUUUCAUCUCCAAUGUAAAGGUGAACAAAUACUGAAGGACAAUGUAAUGUAAAACAGUCAAACAUUCUCCCUGUAAUUCAUGUAUUUAUUGUUUUAUUUAUAAUGUUGGGACAAAAAAUAAAAUCUUGAAAUUUCA
Molecule: messenger RNA, 5933 nt
Organism: Syngnathus typhle (broad-nosed pipefish)
Lineage: Eukaryota; Metazoa; Chordata; Actinopteri; Syngnathiformes; Syngnathidae
Gene: ino80da
Product: INO80 complex subunit Da
Exons: 9
Coding region: 1-2907 (968 amino acids)
Cellular component (GO): nucleus
Source: RefSeq, a predicted model, not a curated record